UAAAUCUUUGAAAAUUUUUAUAAUCACUUAGGCACUUAGCUUGAACAGUACAAUUAAGUUCUACAUAUGGCUUCAUAUAUCAUGAUCAGUAUAAUUAUACUGGUCGCGCUCUUUAUUAGUGAAAUUACAAGUAGAAUUAGUAGUGAGCCUAUUUUUGAUGAAAAUUAUGGAGUCAUUUGGGGAUAUACUCAUGUGGAGAACCAUGCGUCGGAGGUUCAAAUCUACUUAGAUAAAUCAUCAGGUGCUGGGUUCGAAUCAAAGCAGAGCUAUGGAUCAGGGUUCUUUACCAUGCAAAUUAAAUUGCCAGAUAAAGACUCAGGAGGAGUUGUUACAGCAUUUUAUUUAACAUCAGUCGAAGAUGGUAAUCGCGAUGAGCUAGACUUCGAGUUCUUGGGGAACAGAGAAGGGAAACCCUACACAUUGCAGACUAAUGUUUUUGCACAAGGAAUAGGAAAUAGAGAACAUAGGAUUUAUCUUUGGUUUGAUCCUACUGCUGAUUUUCACACUUACAAGAUCCUUUGGAACCAACAUCACAUUGUAUUUUUUGCAGAUAAUAUACCAAUAAGAUAUUUUAAAAACAACAUAAACUUUGGAGUGGGAUACCCAUCUAAACCAAUGAAGAUAGAAGCAAGCAUAUGGGAUGGAUCUGAUUGGGCAACAGAUGGAGGGCAGACCAAAGUUGAUUGGAACCAUGCACCAUUUAGGGCAUAUUUUAAAGGUUUCAACAUUGAUGGUUGCCAAAUUGAUAAAAAUAGUGGGACAAUUGAGCCUUGCAACUCUGAUAAAUAUUGGUGGAACAGUAAAAGAUAUUGGGAACUAGAUCCUACUGAACAAGAAGCCUAUAAUAUUGUCAAGCAUCAUUAUGUUACUUAUGAUUAUUGCACUGACAAGCAAAAUCAUCCCGUUACUCCUCCCGAGUGCUCUCAACAAUAAUGAUUUAAAAAAUAGAUUGAUAUGAAUAUUAUCGCCAAUUCUUUGGCCUAUGUCAUGUACGGGUUGAAAUCAAUCUAAUAUAUAGAGCUUAUUACUAAUGACUGUAUGUAAUGAGAUACAAUGUGAUAAUGUAUAGUAAGCCUAGUGGUUAUAAACUUAUAAUCCGUUUCUCCUCGUCACGUCGUAUUAGUGAAAGUGGUAUUGUAAGUUUGACAUUCUAAUUAAAGGUUUUAGAGAGCAA
This is a messenger RNA of Chenopodium quinoa (quinoa), 1174 nucleotides long. RefSeq names its product xyloglucan endotransglucosylase/hydrolase protein 3-like. Gene Ontology annotation, cellular component: apoplast; cell wall. NCBI's taxonomy places the organism in Eukaryota, Viridiplantae, Streptophyta, Magnoliopsida, Caryophyllales, Amaranthaceae. The transcript has 4 exons. Gene Ontology annotation, molecular function: xyloglucan:xyloglucosyl transferase activity; hydrolase activity, hydrolyzing O-glycosyl compounds. The record is from RefSeq and is a predicted model, not a curated record. Bases 67 to 933 code for a protein of 288 amino acids. Gene Ontology annotation, biological process: cell wall biogenesis; xyloglucan metabolic process.